AUGAUGCAUUUAUGGACACAUGGAAACCAGGCAACCCGCAACAAUCUCCGGAACCUGCGCUCCUUUGGGUGGCCGUUGCAUCUAACAAUCACAGAAUUUGCAUUAAGAAGAUCGGGACCUCUCUCGCAGCGUUUCCCACAGUUCAAGCUGAACUUCAGUAAGGUGUCAGGUUUACCGGCAACCGCGUAUGCUAAUCGCGUCGGAUCUGUCCUUCUACCAUCUUCAGAGUUUCACACAGCCGGCGUUUUCCGCUGGUUACCUCUUGAACACAAGGCGUUCUUGACUCCCGUUCAACGAUGCAUAGCCACCGCUUCGAGUCCCUCCUCUUCUGCCUCGGCAGAGCCGAUCGUGGCGAAGCCUCUGACUGGCAAUACUUCGCCGGCUGAUCGUCCAGAUCAUGACGCUGUUGGACCCUCUAAAUUCCGUUUGCUGGAAAUUGAUGUGGAGGACAUGGAAAAACAAAGGAGGAAGUUCAUCAAGAGAAAUAAUUUCUACGGGAAGGUCCUAUUGAGCUUUCUUCUGGCUGGUGGAGGGCUUAUGUACCUUGCAUACGCCGCUGCGGACGUUGGCUCGGGCCUGAUGCGUCACAUGGACGGUCUUCUGGAGCUUCUUUACGACCUUCUUCCCGACAAUUUCCCAGACCCAGAACUGGCCCACCACUUUGUCAUGUGGUUGGCCUCCAGAGGUUACCUACCCUAUGAUCUCGAAAGGGACGAUCCAGAGCUCAGCGUCAAUAUAAAGGGCUUGACAUUCCACACCCCGGUCGGUUUAGCGGCUGGUUUCGAUAAGGACGCCGAGGCUCCCUUGGGGUUUUGCAAAAUGGGAUUUGGCUUUGUAGAAGUCGGGACUGUCACCCCGAAACCCCAGGCCGGUAAUCCGAAGCCUCGCAUAUUUCGUUUAGCGAAGGACUGGGCAAUAAUAAAUCGUUGCGGCUUCAACAGCGCGGGAUUAGACGUCGUGGAGCCUCGCCUGAAAAAGGUGUCUGAAGAUCGAUGGCAUGACCGUCUGGCGCGGCGUUGCGUCAUAGGUGUCAACAUAGGCAAGAACAAGAACACCGAAAAGGCGGAAGAAGACAUCCGUGAAGGGAUCAGACGUAUUGGUCGCUUUGCUGACUAUUUGGUUAUCAACCUCAGUUCCCCUAACACACAGGGGCUUCGUGCCUUGCAGCAACGGGACCACCUCCGCAGCAUUAUCACCGCGGCGCAAAGUGAACUGGACAAGCUAGAGCAGGAACACAAAAUGCACCAGGCUAAAACUUCCCAGCCCGACGACACCGAACAGGAAAAAGCCAAAUUGCAACAAGAUAUGACGCAGAAGGCUCUUGAUUUCUUUCCAACACAAACAGGAAGGCGCCCUCUCCUGUUUGUCAAAAUCGCGCCAGAUCUGACGGUACAGGAGAAACAGGACAUUGCUGAUGUCGCGCUGGAGACAGGUCUAGAUGGGCUCGUUGUAACAAACACCACCAUCCAGCGCCCAGAGUCCCUUCAGAGCAGAAGUAAAAAGGAGACUGGGGGACUCAGCGGCAGGCCACUCAAGGCUAUGGCGACACAGUGCGUUUCAGAUAUGUACAAGAUGACUAAAGGCCAAGUCGCAAUUAUCUCCAGUGGGGGCAUCGAGACGGGGUUGGAUGCGUAUGAGAGGAUCAGAGCUGGCGCGAGCGCUGUUGAGGUGUACUCAUCGAUGAUUUAUAGGGGACCUGUGGUGGCUAGAAGAAUUAAGGAUGAACUUCUGAGCGUUUUGAACCAAGCAGGCAAGCCGUGA
Messenger RNA from Eimeria maxima, 1761 nucleotides. Its product is annotated as Dihydroorotate dehydrogenase, mitochondrial, related. The record is from RefSeq and is a predicted model, not a curated record. Bases 1 to 1761 code for a protein of 586 amino acids. Lineage: Eukaryota; Apicomplexa; Conoidasida; Eucoccidiorida; Eimeriidae. Gene Ontology annotation, cellular component: cytoplasm; mitochondrial inner membrane. Gene Ontology annotation, biological process: 'de novo' pyrimidine nucleobase biosynthetic process; pyrimidine ribonucleotide biosynthetic process. Gene Ontology annotation, molecular function: dihydroorotate dehydrogenase activity. The transcript has 11 exons.